Molecule: messenger RNA, 357 nt
Organism: Epithele typhae
Lineage: Eukaryota; Fungi; Basidiomycota; Agaricomycetes; Polyporales; Epitheliaceae
Exons: 1
Molecular function (GO): protein binding
Source: RefSeq, a predicted model, not a curated record
AUGGUCGAUGCUAGUUCCCCCACCGCUCCCAAAUGCUCGCCAACCGAGACCGCACCAAGCACAUGGCCAUUGGUCGACGGAAUACCGCCCUCUGAUCUCAAUCAACUCGCCGGGCUACCCGCCAACGAGGCUCAAGCGUGGGCGCACAGUCGCAUCGACGAGUACCGUCAGCUUGUCGACAUCCUCAUCACAUUCCAUAACGCCAUGGCUCUCAUCCACCGCACCCUCCCUACCGAGCUUCUUGCCGAAAUAUUCAUCCAACGUGUGCUCGCUGACCACCCAAACGCGCUUGUCGUUGCUCACGUCUGCCGCAAAUGGCGGGCAGUCGCGCUCGACACCCCGUGCUUAUGGGCCGCC